GGGGGAACAUUUUAGUGUUAAAACGCCACCUGCUGACUGAAUAGCGACAUUGUUCGUUGCGCGUUACCGCUAACCAGAGCGCGCACGCUCUCUCUGACGUCACUGUUUACCCAAACAAGGAAGAAGCGAGCGCGCCCCCUGUUAGUUCGCAUCAUGGAUGUAUCAUGGUGCACUGAAAUUCAGAUAUCAUUUAAACUGAACCCAUAACUUGUUGAGAAUGGUUUCCAGGGAUGUUCAUACCACAAAUUAACACCUAACCAGAUGUUAAAAGAGGAGGAGGUGGAGGCGAAGUGUCCUGAACCUGAAGAUGAGGCGUCUGUCCCGAAAGAAAGCCCUGAGUCUGGUGAAGGAGCUGGACGCCUUCCCCAAAGUAUCAGAGAGCUAUGUGGAGACCUCAGCAUCAGGAGGAACAGUGUCGCUGAUAGCUUUUAGUGCCAUGGCACUUCUGGCUAUCUUAGAGUUCUUUGUUUAUCGAGACACUUGGAUGAAAUAUGAAUAUUCAGUUGACAAGGAUUUUUCCAGUAAAUUGAGGAUAAACAUCGACAUCACAGUUGCCAUGAAAUGCCAGCAUGUUGGAGCAGAUAUUCUGGACCUGGCUGAGACCAUGAUCACAUCCAACGGCCUCCAGUAUGAGCCUGUUAUUUUUGAAUUGACUCCACAACAGAGACUGUGGCAAAGGACAUUGCUUCUCAUACAGAACAGACUGAGAGAGGAACAUGCGCUUCAAGAAGUCCUUUACAAAACUCUCCUUAAAGGAGCCCCCACUGCUCUGCCUCCACGGGAGGAUACCUCUAUGGAGCCACUUAACGCUUGCAGGAUCCACGGGCACGUCUACGUCAACAAGGUGGCAGGAAACCUUCACAUCACUGUGGGAAAGCCUAUUCACCAUCCUCAGGGCCAUGCCCAUAUUGCAGCAUUUGUGAGCCAUGAGACGUACAACUUCUCCCAUCGAAUAGACCAUUUAUCAUUUGGGGAGGAGAUACCAGGCAUCAUCAAUCCUCUGGACGGCACAGAGAAAAUCACCUAUAACAACAACCAGAUGUUCCAGUAUUUCAUCACAGUGGUGCCCACCAGACUGAACACAUACAAGAUAUCUGCUGACACACACCAGUUUUCUGUGACUGAGCGAGAGCGGGUGAUAAACCACGCAGCGGGCAGUCACGGUGUUUCCGGCAUCUUUGUGAAGUACGACACCAGCUCUCUGAUGGUGACGGUCAGCGAGCAGCAUAUGCCACUGUGGCAGUUCCUGGUGCGACUGUGUGGCAUCAUUGGGGGAAUAUUCUCCACGACAGGCAUGCUCCAUGGGCUUGUCGGCUUCUGCUUUGAUAUUGUCUGCUGUCGCUUCAAACUAGGAGUCUACAGGCCCAGAGAGGAUGUGCAGCUACACGACCAGAUGAACAAUCUGAACAAUCACCAGAUCCCUCUGUUGGCUGACAAUAUUCCUCAGGAGUGACCAUCAUUAAACAGCUGAUCCUGCCUCUGGUGUGAUUUACUGAUGAGGAGGUGACCUAACAAACUGUAUGAAGAGGAUAUCUCAUUAUUUAUUAUUGUUCCAUUUGAAAGGAAUUGUGUUUUUCUGUUGAAAAAGCUGAAACUGUCUGUUAAACACUGUGGUUGUUAACUUGAUAAAUUGUAAAACUCAUUGUUGCACUUUACAAAGAUGUGUGCCCUGUGACUGCAAUCAUACACACGUGUGUGUUUUUUUAAAAAGAUUAUUUUCAUUUUGUGAUGGUGCUUCUUUAGAAAUGUUGUAGGCUUUUUGUUCCAUUUCCUGUAACAGCAAACAAAAUACAGAUCGUCAUUGUUUCAAAGCAUUAA
Lates calcarifer (barramundi perch) is the source of this 1818-nucleotide messenger RNA. RefSeq names its product endoplasmic reticulum-Golgi intermediate compartment protein 2. The coding region runs from base 308 to 1453 and encodes 381 amino acids. Gene Ontology annotation, cellular component: endoplasmic reticulum; membrane; COPII-coated ER to Golgi transport vesicle. The record is from RefSeq and is a predicted model, not a curated record. NCBI's taxonomy places the organism in Eukaryota, Metazoa, Chordata, Actinopteri, Centropomidae. Gene Ontology annotation, biological process: retrograde vesicle-mediated transport, Golgi to endoplasmic reticulum; endoplasmic reticulum to Golgi vesicle-mediated transport. The transcript has 14 exons.